AUGGUCAAUCGUAGUGUUGGAAGACCGCACAAAGAAGCUACCUCCAAUCAAGGAUCAUUCAAGGCAGUGAAUUUGAAAAAAAGAAGACUUCAGAAAUCUGAAUCGAAACAGGAAGUCCAGACGGUGAAACGAGGCCCUGGGAGACCACGUAAAGACUCUACCUCCACUCAAGGAACGUCCAAAACAGGCAAUUUGAAGAGAAGCAGACCGUUUAACUCUUCAGGUUCAGAAUCAGAAGAUGAUUCUCCACAGAUAGUCAAACGUCGACCAGGUAGACCGCGUAAAAACGCUACCUCCGCUCCAGAAAAACACAAAGGGGCCACUUUGAAGAGAAGACAGUCGGACUUUUCAGACUCUGAUUCGGAAAAGGAUGUUCAAGUUGCCAAACGUGGUCGUGGUAGACCACGCAAAAAUGCCAUUGCAACUCGAGAAACAUAUAAAGUUCAUUCAAAAAGGAGAAUGCGAUCCAACUUUUCAGAAUCGGAUAUGGAGGAACAGAGGACACCGAUGGUCAAUCAGAACCAGAAUGUAUUGGACGAUCCCAACAUCGAAACCAGAGAUGUCCCACUUAUUGCCCCAGUCCCAGGACAUGAAGAACAAGUCCGGGAGCCGAUUGAGCAUUCUGAAGAAAAUCAAGUGCGCCUGGUGGUGUUCGACGUCAUUCCUUGGAAUGCGCCUGAGGAGAUUCCAGCUCACGGACCUGUAUCGAUUCAAAGAGUUACAGCAUCGUGCAAUGAUUUACUGCCGUUUCUUGGAGAUCUUAUUGGCUUCGAAGAGAUUGGUUUCGCCAAAAACCACGAGAUCGAAAAUGCCAAGAGUAAUCUGAAUGCAGAAGGCCUGAUACUUCCGUUCAAUUGCUGCCAUGAUUAUAAAAAGUGGACAAGAAGUCAAUUGAUGGAAUUCUUCAGUCAGCUGUUUCAUCCAGCAACAAUCAGGAAACUGGUAAUGAAGAUCUCAGCUGGCUCCCAUCUCAGUAUGUUUCAAGAUGAAGGACAUUUGGAGAAAUUGAACGAAAGCGAACAGUUUAUUAAUGAGGAUCAAUUUUCGAUUAUUCAACAAGAAAUUGAGAAGCUAAGUAGAUUCCAAUAA
Caenorhabditis briggsae is the source of this 1089-nucleotide messenger RNA. The record is from RefSeq and is a predicted model, not a curated record. Gene Ontology annotation, molecular function: DNA binding. The transcript is spliced from 4 exons. Lineage: Eukaryota; Metazoa; Nematoda; Chromadorea; Rhabditida; Rhabditidae. The coding region runs from base 1 to 1089 and encodes 362 amino acids.